This is a messenger RNA of Cylindrotheca closterium, 984 nucleotides long. The record is from the annotation of a GenBank genome assembly. Lineage: Eukaryota; Bacillariophyta; Bacillariophyceae; Bacillariales; Bacillariaceae.
AUGUUGUCACGUUGGAUCCAAUUAUCAAUCUGCCUUCUGAUUCUUUCAGCGUGUUCUUCACUCAACAACCAAAAUGUUGAUCGUAGAUCGGUACUUCAACAAGCAGUAGCCCUGGGUGGAGCUACUCUGUUGGUUCCACCAGGCCCAGCACUAGCCACCGCCAACAUUUCACCUAUCGCGACCUUGUCAGAUGGAACCAAGUUUCCACUAGCUUCAUUUGGGCUCCAAAUUUACAGCGAUGAUACAGCGUACAAGCUGACAAUGACAGCUCUGGAGACAGGAUACAGGAACUUCUUUGCAUCUGUUUUGGCAGGAAACCAACGUGGUUUUGCCAAGGCUGUCAAGGAUUCUGGGAUCCCAAGGAAAGAUUUGUUCAUCUGCGGUAGUGUUGUGUCGAACCGUGCAUCUGGCUUUGCCAACGCGAAAAGAGACACAACAACAGGCUGGAAGAAAAAUAUGGAUGCAUUUGGCGUUGGAAACAUUGACUAUCUAGAUCAAAUAAUGUUGGACUAUCCUGGACCGGACUGUGAAUCGGUGCUGGGACAAUGGGCAGCCUUUGAGGAGAUGCAUAAGCAAGGCUUGACGAAGACACUUGCCGUUUCCAACUUCAACUCAAAGCAAUUGGAUUGUGUCCUUGAAAAGUGCAGUGUAGCUCCAGUUGUCAACCAGUUGCCCUAUUCCGUUGCAUACCACCCUGGUAACUCAGUCGAAGAAAACAAUAAGCGAGGAGUGCUUGUACAGGCUUGGGCACCACUUGGUGGAUCCUUGGGUGGUAAAUUUGAUUCUAGUAAGAAGGGGGCUUGUGCUCAAAUCGGCAAAAAGUACAACAAGAGCUUUGCACAAGUUGCUUUGCGAUGGAUUGUGCAAAGCGGCGCAUCAUUUAACACUCAAAGCAAAAAGGUGGAGCACUUCAAGGAAGACCUUGAUAUCUUUGACUUUGAGCUCACACCAGAAGAGAUGAAUACGCUAGGCAGCCUUGCUUAA